AUGGCCCUGUCCGUGUGUCCAGCACUGUGUCCAGUGCCCUCGACCCGCGUGGCCUCACCCCGCGUCCCUCACGUCCGUCUGUCCGUGCCGACCCUGCCCCCUCCCCUGCUGACCGCCGCGUGUCCCCACAGGGAGGAGAAAUCCGAGGAGAACCUGCAGCGGCCGCCCAAGGCCAAGAAGCCCAAAAAGGAGCGCAAGGAGCCGGAGCAGCCCGCGGCCGAGCCCGCCGAGGCCGGCAAGGCCGAGAGCUCGGAGGGGGCCGGGGCGGCGCCGGCGGCCCCGGAGGCGUCGGCGUCGCCGAAGCAGCGGCGCUCCAUCAUCCGCGACCGCGGGCCCAUGUACGACGACCCCACGCUGCCCGAGGGCUGGACGCGCAAGCUCAAGCAGCGCAAGUCCGGCCGCUCGGCCGGCAAGUACGACGUCUACCUGAUCAACCCGCAGGGAAAAGCCUUCCGCUCCAAGGUGGAGCUGAUCGCCUACUUCGAGAAGGUGGGGGACACCUCGCUGGACCCCAACGACUUCGACUUCACCGUCACCGGCCGGGGCAGCCCCUCGCGCCGCGAGCAGCGCCCGCCCAAGAAGCCCAAAUCGCCCAAAGGCCCCGGCACCGGCCGCGGCCGGGGGCGGCCCAAGGGCAGCGGCGGCGGAGGCGNNNNGGCCCCCUCCCGAGUCCUCGGGAGUGCCCUGGAAGUUGUGACGUCACGCCACGAUGCCAUUCUCGAUUGCUACGUCAUCACCCCGAUGACGUCAUCGCCGACUAGGGGGCGGGACGUUCUCUCAGGCCCCGCCCCUUUUCCCGCCUUUGCGCGGUUCCGCCACGCUCAAGAUGGCGCCGUUGCCGCGCGCCUGCGCCGGAACGAGGUGGAGCCGAGCAUGCGCCUUUACGACCGGCACGGACGCGCAUGCGCAGUGAGCGCUGCAGCCGUUAAGCGCCACCAUCCGGGGACUGGCGGGCGCCAUCUUUGUGGCGGGUGGAGGAGACGCGUCCAAAAUGGCGGCUCCCAAGCGCCAGUAGCCGGCGCGGCGGGCGGGCUUUUCUCGGCUUUCAGCGCGGCGGCGGCGGCUCGGAGCGAGCGGCGGCGGCGGCGGAAAGCGGCGCCCGGGGUCGGCGGGCGGAGGGUGGCUGCAGGUGCGGAGCGGCGGCGGAGCGGCGCGGAGAGCGGCGCAUCCGGGUCCCGCGGCCGCCGCCAUCUUGGGCCGCCGCGGAGCUGCGAGCUCCCACCUGCGCCAUCUUGGGGCGCCGCAUCGGGGCUGUCCCGGAGGGGGGACGAGAGGAAGGGGCGGCGGGGCCUGAGCGAAGAGCGCGGGGAGCGCUCAAAGCUCCGCUCCCGUUCCGGACAGGCGCCGCCAUCUUGCGCGCGCGGCGAGGAGGAGGAAGAGGAGGAGGACGAGGAGGAAGAUCCGGGCACCGGGCGGCGCCAUCUUGGACUCCCCCUUCCCACAGCAGCGCGCCGCCAUCUUGUGACCCCUCCCCCGCGCACCCGGGCACCGGCCGCUCCGCCGCCUUGGAGCCGCUGCGGUAGCGGAGCCGCACCCGCCGGCUCCGUACAGUUCCCCCGCGCCCCUCCGCCUCCCGCCCCAGCCCCGCCGCUACCGGGCCCGGCCGGAGGCCACCGAGAUGGCGGUGAAACUCCUCCCGGUCCCCCUCCCAAAAUGCCGCCGCCUUUUCCCGUGCCGCCUUCCCCACAAUGUCGCCCCCCGUCCCCGGCCAAGAUGGCGCCGCCCGGGUCCGGAGGGGGCGUGUCCGCGUGGGCCCCGCCCACUCCCGUCGCUUCCCGCCCACCCUCGGCGGCCGCCGGACACAGGCGCAAGAUGGCGGCUCCCAGGGCGGCGUGAGGGGCCGCCGCCGCCGCGCUCCGCCCGCAGCCGCAGCCCCGCGCCGGGAGC
Onychostruthus taczanowskii (white-rumped snowfinch) is the source of this 1887-nucleotide messenger RNA. RefSeq names its product methyl-CpG binding protein 2 (gene MECP2). The transcript is spliced from 6 exons. NCBI's taxonomy places the organism in Eukaryota, Metazoa, Chordata, Aves, Passeriformes, Passeridae. Gene Ontology annotation, cellular component: heterochromatin; nucleus. The record is from RefSeq and is a predicted model, not a curated record. Gene Ontology annotation, biological process: negative regulation of transcription by RNA polymerase II. Bases 1 to 1836 code for a protein of 611 amino acids. Gene Ontology annotation, molecular function: chromatin binding; double-stranded methylated DNA binding; methyl-CpG binding.